AUGUCUAGCAACAUCACCGACCAGUCUGCUGCCGCCCAGGGCAACGAAACUAUCGACAAGGGAAAGGGCAAGGCCGUCCAACAGGUCACCGCCGAGGAGACUGAAGCUGAGACUUCUGACGAUGACGAAAUUGAAAUGGGGGGGGAAGAGGACGACGACGACGACCUCGCCGAGAUCGACAGCAGCAACAUCAUCCAAGGUGGUCGUCGCACCCGCGGAAAGCAGAUUGACUUCGUCGCUGCCGCGAAGGCACAGCCCGUUGCCGACGAGGACGACGAAGACGACGAGGACUUUGCCGCUCCGGAGGAUGCCGACAAAGAUGUCGACAUGCAGUAG
Molecule: messenger RNA, 336 nt
Organism: Morchella sextelata
Lineage: Eukaryota; Fungi; Ascomycota; Pezizomycetes; Pezizales; Morchellaceae
Exons: 2
Coding region: 1-336 (111 amino acids)
Source: RefSeq, a predicted model, not a curated record